UGGGGCAGGGCUUCGUGUUGCUACGUCGCCACCUUUUUUCGUUGUUCGGCAGCUGCAAACUGGAAAGUCCCUGACAGCCAGAGAGGCUUCAGACAAGAAGGCUGCGAUGAGCCCUCCCGUCGUCUGGGAGAGGAGACUCGUCAGCUGUGCAUGGGGACACGCCUUCUCUUCUGCUGACAUUACGUUAUCUGUGAAAUUGGCCCGUAAAAUCCCGCUGGGUAGCGUUAGUAAAGCGACACCGAGAUAGGGGUGAGUUUGACCGAAGGAAGGAGAUGGGAAACUGUCUGAAGUCCCCAACCUCGGAUGAUAUUUCUUUGCUACAUGAAUCUCAGUCGGAUCGUGCCAGCUACGGAGACGGUGCUGACCCAGACCUGGAGCCACCGCCCCCUUAUCAGGAGCAGAUCCAUGUGCCUAUCUACCACCCAACACCCAGCCAAGCACGACUGGCCACACAGCUGACAGAGGAGGAGCAGGUUCGCAUCGCACAGCGAAUCGGACUCAUCCAACACCUCCCGAAGGGCGUGUACGACCCAGGGCGGGAUGGCUCCGAGAAGAAGAUCAGAGAGUGCGUCAUCUGUAUGAUGGACUUUGUGUACGGAGACCCCAUUCGGUUCCUGCCCUGCAUGCACAUCUAUCACAUGGACUGUAUAGACGACUGGCUGAUGAGAUCCUUCACCUGCCCUUCCUGCAUGGAGCCUGUGGACGCCGCGCUGCUUUCUUCCUACGAGACCAAUUAAUGCACAUUUGCGCGCGCACGCGCACACACACACACACACACACACACACACACACACACACACACACACACACACACGCGCGCAUAAGUUACCCGGUUAGCCUGCUGGACAGGAUUAAAGGAAUGAACAGAGUGUUGCUGUUAAGGACGAGCAGGAAGGAGCUGGAUCGUGGAGAGAAGUAAAAGACAGGAACAGACAAUGGGGGUAAUGAGGAUACAAGUGUAAAGGGAAGUCAAGGGGAGGGGAUUAUGAUUAACUGAUAUGAUUAUAACAAUUCCAAGAUUUGCUUUUUAUAUGCGUGCAUACACAAACAGCCGUUCAAACCUUGGAGGAGGAAGGUAAUGUGACCACCAUCAUAAGGCUGCAGACUGAUGGACUGCUGAAGCCUGAUAACUGUAAUGUCUCACUGCAAGACAAGAAGAAAGAAACACCCUUCAGAAGAUCUACCAGAUGCUUUGACAUGUCUCCAAGUAUGACUCUACACACAUUGUUGCAAAGUCAUAUCUGCUGCAAAAAACUAUUACCGAUGCAGACAUGUGAUUUAAAGACUGCUAGAACUGCACUUCAGACUCGAGACUACGGACAUCAAAUUUAUUCUUUAGACACACCACAGGCCUUCACUGGACCACGGCACACAGGCCCGUAGUUGUCUGUCUGUAUAGAUCUUUUAUCAGAAAAAUAAGAUUGGUUGUAGGAUGAAUUGAUCGACCCGUAGCUUUGUGAAAUUUGUUCUGUGUUUGUUUUGUCAGUCAGCAUAAGGGCUUUGUUGAACCAGUAUAACACAGAUAUGAUAAAGGUACAAUACAGUUUGUGUUUUUGUCACUAAUGUGAUAGAUAGCUGGUCGACUGAUGCUGUCAAGCUAUCGACUCCUCAUGACUUUCUCGGUCACCAUGAGAUUUCAGAUUAUUGGCCAAAGCACUGCUAGACCAGUUAACAAACCAUUGAUACACAUCAGUAGUAAUUGCACUUCUUAUUUUAGAGUUAUGACAAAAGUUGACCAUAUGCAUUUAGUAAUUUUGUCAAAGUGAAGUAUGUAAUUUCAAGGACAGAAUUAAAAAAACAUACACAAGGA
Molecule: messenger RNA, 1810 nt
Organism: Etheostoma cragini (Arkansas darter)
Lineage: Eukaryota; Metazoa; Chordata; Actinopteri; Perciformes; Percidae
Gene: rnf11b
Product: ring finger protein 11b
Exons: 4
Coding region: 273-737 (154 amino acids)
Source: RefSeq, a predicted model, not a curated record